Molecule: messenger RNA, 3483 nt
Organism: Sorex fumeus (smoky shrew)
Lineage: Eukaryota; Metazoa; Chordata; Mammalia; Eulipotyphla; Soricidae
Product: KIAA2012 ortholog
Exons: 21
Coding region: 38-3307 (1089 amino acids)
Source: RefSeq, a predicted model, not a curated record
UGACCUGCCCCUGAGGAGGGGGAUUCCCCGGAAAACCAUGCUCACGCUCUCGCUUCUGAGCCGGGGACAUGGCAAGUUGGCCCAGAACAAACAGAGGCUGGAAGUGUAUUUUGAACCAGAGGAUUAUUUGAACUGGAAGUCCCCAGAAGAUUAUAUCCUGGUCAACCGAGCACAGGAUGAGGGCAGUGACACCCAGCACACUUGGAGCCUCUUUCUCCCUAAAACGUUCAGCACCAGAAAGGGCGCCCUCAUUCUCUACUCAGAAGGGUUAGCCAUAUCCGCAUGGACGCCUGAAGGGAAGAGGAGAAGCUCCUUUUACCCCAAAGGACACAGGAAGAGACUAAACACACUCCAGGACCUCAAAGAAGCCAUCCUGGCUUAUGGAAGGAGACAGAGGGAGCAGGACAGAGGCUGGCAACCCUAUCUCCACUUCCGAAGGCAACCAGAGAGCCAGGCCCAGCGGCACAUCCAACCUGGGUAUUCAGCCAAGAGAUACCUGCGAGGCCUCUUGCGGACAUGGCCCCCUGGCACUAUGUACAGGCUCCAUUGCGCAGGAUACAUCAAGGAUUCUGUGAUACUCCAGGACAGUCAACUUAAUGUACCAAAGAAUUUCAGGCCACAGCAGGAUCUUUCAGGUGUGCCCCCAAAAUACCACCUCCUGCCUGUCUUCCCUUCAUUUUGGACUCAACAAGGAAAAUCCUUUGAACAAGGUCAGCAGGGCAAGGAUGAAGGGGAAGCUGGGGCUGCUGGACAUGUCGACCAGGUCUUUGUCCCUCAGAGCCACUACAGUCAGGGGACUCGCUUGCCACCCCUCGGGAAGCAGUCCUGGCAGGAAGAUGAAGCCCAGGCAGAGGACACGCCCACAGCGACUCACCGUCAUACACACACUUCAGAGGAAAGCUACAAAAAGAAAGCACAGCCAACUUGCAGCAGAGCCUUUGGACAUGCCCUCGUGGAUCCCUCUUGGCUCCUGACUGACAAAUCCCAAGUCACGUUCUAUGGAGGAGCCUUCCCAAGACGGAAGGCAGAUGUCAGCGGCCAGCAAGGGACUCGGCACCAACGCGAGGGCAGGAUCAGCCCCUGCCCACGGGAGCCUCUGGCUGAGCGAUGCCUUUUCCCUCCUGUAGCUCCUGCCAUGAACAAAGCAGAAGAAGUAAAGAAGAAAAAGGCACCAAAGGGUCUGAAAUUGCUUCCUAUCACCAAGGAACCACCUGGAGUGCUGGCCCCACUGAGGAGUCAACGAAAAGUCAGUGAGCCCCCUGCAGAGCUCUUCAUCUUCCCAGUGGAGAUUCAUUUUCACACUCAGAAUCCCCUCAAAGGAAAGGCUCCAGGAGGAGGUGCUCCACAGCCUGAGUCAGGACCAGAAAAAGAAGAGGUCAGGUCUUUCUGGAAGUCUCCCCGAAAGCCCUCAGAAAGGCUGAGAAAGUGGAUGGUGCAUCUCUCAGUGGACCAGGACAGAGACACGUGGCCCCCACCAGAAAAAUCCAGAGACCCCACACAGGAGAACUUCUUGCUGGGUCCAGAUGAGGAAAAGGUCUUCCUGGGGCCUCCCCAGCCCUUGGAGCGUCUGUCCAGUGAAGCUAACACUGAAUCUGGAACUGAGCUACAUGUGAGUCUUAAUGAAACCAGACCUUUGACACAAAAGGCAGAAAAGCAGAGUGCCCAGCAGUCCUUGAAGGCAGCAGCUCAGAAGACAGGAGAACCUCAAAAUUGUAUAAAUAACGGGAUGAUAUGUUCAAACAGAAAAGAAUUUUACACACGCAAGCUGCACAUCGACAUGACGCCGUUCCUGAAGGACAGUGGAGAUGAACUGGACUAUCAUGAAGAACAAGGAGGAUCCUUCCAGGAGUGUUAUCAAGACACCAAAGGCCCAGACUCAAGGAGAAAGGCCCUGGCGCCUCUCACGGCUCCCCGCAUUGAGCACACACAAACCCCAGAGGCAGACACUGUCCAAACCAAGGGCAGAGACUAUGCUACACACCAUCUCCACAGAGGACUACCAGGACAUGGACCUGAGUCCCCACAGAGGUUGGGUUCGGCAGAUGCAUCUCUCCUUCCAAGAGAAAAAGAAGAGAUGAGUCAGCCAAGGCUGCUCAACCAGCACCUGCCCGCCAAGGUGGGUCAAAUAAGUGGAAUGGACUCGAUGGACAAAGCCAAGAGAAAGAAGAGAACCAAGGCACAGAAGUCCAAGGCAUCCAAAGGGGGAAGGAAAGGACAGGUCCACAGGGAGACAGAGGUCACUAUGGGAAAGUCAAAGAAACCAAAGGCUGAAAAGAAAUCACACCUAGUUCCCAAAGCAAAAAAAACAGGAGCCAAAAGAAAACGGACACGGAUGGAAAGGAAUCCGGAGACAGCGGCUGAGCUGAGUGGGUCUGAGGCCCCCAGCGAUAAGGAAUCAGGGGACACCUCUGAUGGGAGUUUCUUUCCCCGGGGCUCUGGGGCAGAGGACCCCUGGUUUCCUCCCACAGAUGAGGUUCAGGAGAGCCAAGUGUCUAUAGACAGUCGAGCAUCCCCUAGCCAGACCCUCACUGUGGCUGAGGGUGUGGCAUCUGCAGAAGACACAAGCACUGAGGACCCUGCCAAGAGCCUCCUGGCUAAGAGGGAGCACCAGGACAGACUGCGGGCAGAGAAGGCCGAGAAGCGGCGGCUGGAAGUGGAGAGGCAGCGGCGGGAGCAAGAGGAGGAGCGGCGCCGCCAGCAAGAGCAGCUGGCGCGGGCUGAGCAGAUGAAGGCAGAGCUGGAGCUGGAACAGCAGAGGCGCGCCGAGGAGAUCCGUUUGAGGAAACAGAGACGAGAAGAAGAACAGCGGCGGCAGGAGGAGGAGGAGAGGAGGCAGAGGCUCCAGUUACAGGCCGCCCAGGAGAGAGCCCGGCAGCAGCAGGAAGAGAUCCGGAGGAAGCUACAGGAACUACAGAGGAAAAAGCAGCAGGAGGAAGAGGAGCGGGCUGAGGAAGAGAAGCAAAGACAGAAGGAACUGGAAAUGCAGUUAGCAGAGGAACAAAAACGUCUGAUGGAAAUGGCUGAAGAAGAGCGACUGGAGUAUCAGAGGCAGAAACAGGAAGCAGAAGAGAAGGCACGACUGGAAGCAGAGGAGAGAAGGCGGAAGGAAGAGGAGGCUGCGAGGCUGGCGCUAGAGGAUGCCAUGAAACAGGCCCAGGAAGAAGCCAGGCAAAAAUCUGCUUUGAAGAAACAUCUUCAUUUCCACCAAGAAUUUCUUAAGGAAGCCAAUGGCCUGCAGUGGGCACACAACAUUUCCAGACCAUGGGUCUACUCUUAUUUCCAGUUCCUACAAAUACCCAGACCUUAAAAGCUAGAAGAAAACUUAAAAGUAAGUUGGGACAGGAACUUCCUUCUGAAUUUUAUACUGAGUCCAAUUAUUUCCAUUUCAUUUGGUCUGCCACAAUCCACACCUACCUUCACUUUUAAGAGCACCAUUCCCACCUCCCUUCACACAUACUGACUCAGCCUAAUUCAACUCAACAA